Molecule: messenger RNA, 984 nt
Organism: Purpureocillium lilacinum
Lineage: Eukaryota; Fungi; Ascomycota; Sordariomycetes; Hypocreales; Ophiocordycipitaceae
Biological process (GO): nucleolar large rRNA transcription by RNA polymerase I
Cellular component (GO): RNA polymerase I upstream activating factor complex
Molecular function (GO): RNA polymerase I cis-regulatory region sequence-specific DNA binding
Source: RefSeq, a predicted model, not a curated record
AUGGAUCUCUCAGACGAGCAAACACAGCUGUCGGAGCCUCAGAGCCCCAGGGUGCCCGACCUAUCCGAGACGGAUCCGAAUCCCGAGGGCCGUCCCCGGCGGCGGCGGCUCGCUACCGUGUACGAUGCCGUGGCAGGCCAGGUUUCUGUCCGGCAAGUCUUGCAAGACGAUGGGGAGAGGCACGCGAACCAACAGCAGGCGGGGAUCGCGGCGAGCCAGCAGCCAACGGCGCCGACGACGUUAGCCGCCAACAGCAUCAGACAUCCAACCCGGCGCGUCCCAAUCGGGCCUGAAGAGGUGCUCUUCCGGCGGAGGGACGCGCCGCAGCGCUACGCCGAGUACGACGUGUAUGCCGCCCACGAGAGGGACCUGCCUCGCGGCGGCCGCGGUGUUCUUCCCGAGAGCGACCUGCUCAAGGCCAUCCACACGUAUACCAGCAGGUACUACGGGGCCGUGGAGCGCAACCGUGCCCGUCGCCAGCGUGGACAGGCGCCGCAACCUGGCAUGCCGCGCCAUGGCGUGGACGAGCGCAGCAUGGACGAGACGGCCCUGUUGGCCUUUGGAAUUCUACUCGAGGAAGCUGGGCGUGCGGUACUUGGCCAACGCGGCGACUUAGUCUUCACCGAGGGCGAGGGCGUCGAUGUGCCGGACCAGCAGCGCGCCGGAACGCCUUCCGCAAGCGGAGAUGAGGUGGCGGCCCCAGAUGAUCGAGCCACCGGCGCUGGUGUCGGUGCCAGCGGCUGGACUCGGGGCAUCGCUGCGCCCGCGCCGACCCCGUCUGUUGGAUAUCAGGAGGUCGGAUCUUGGAAGAGGCCCAACAGAGGUUCCAAGAGGCGAAAGGUGUCCAACCAGGAGCCGCCUGACAACGACGACAACGACACGCACAGAGAAUAUCUCGACAGCGGCGGCGGCGAGAACCAGGGGUACGCCGCGCCAAGGACGCGCGCGCAGGCUGGGCCGGGCGGAUUCUCGGCCAGCGCUUGA